GACAAAUUUAAUGUAAUUACUUUGCUAAGCAGGUAAGAGAUCAACUGUUUAAUAUUUAAUAACAGAUUGACUGUUAUUACCCUUCAUUUCUACAUAAUUGUGGUUCCUGAUAAUACAUACAGUCUAAAAAUGGAAAAUCUCCUGACUCCUUUGGUGAGCUUUACUGACAGUGUAUAUAUGUCAAUAGCUAAAAGGGUAAAUCAUUAUAAGAAUUUCCAGCAGAGGAUCCGGGGAAUGGUGGAUAAACUUGAGGAGCUGAAGGAUACAAGGGAUGACUUGAAGAGGGAGAUUGAACAAGCCGAGUUCCAGGGAUUGAUGAGCACUAAACAGAUCAAAGGAUGGCUGGAAAGAGUAGAAAAGGCAGAAGCUGAGGCAAAUCUGGUUCUUGCACAGCCUAUAAAGCAGUUGAUGUGCUGUAGACAACCAAGUUGCAGAUCAAGAUACAGGCUCAGCAAAAAAGCCUUGCAGAAGGAAACUGAAAUUAGUGAGCUGAUCACUAAAAAGACAACUUUGGAUGUCCUUGUGCAAGGCUUGCCACAAAUUGACCCUAUACCAUGUGUGCCAACUUUCGGCUUGAAUUCAGCUCUGGAGAUGGCAGUCCAAAACAUUGCAGAUGAUGGAGCAGGAAUGAUUGGAAUUUACGGAAUAGGAGGAGUAGGGAAGACGACGUUCUUGAAAGAGAUCAACAAUGAGUAUAUAUCAAGGUCUGAUGAAUUUGAGGCAGUGAUUUGGGUCACAGUCUCCAAGGAUUAUAGCCUGGAAAGAAUACAGCGCGCUCUUAUCUCAAGGUUGGGUUUGUCUUUUGAUGCAGCAGAAAGCCAAGAGCAACUAACUUCAAGGAUAUACAGCUUCCUGAGGAGGAUUAAGUUCUUGCUCCUGCUUGAUGAUUUGUGGCGAAGACUUGAUCUUGAAAAUAUAGGGAUACCUUUGCCUGACAAGACAAACAGAUGCAAAGUGUUAUUCACAACUCGCUCUAUGGAUGUUUGCAGUGAUAUGGAUGCAAAUACGAAGCUGAAGGUUGACUUCUUGAAUGAGGAGCAUUCGUGGUGCCUCUUUUGUGACAAAGCAAAUCAGACAGAUAUAAUCAACAACUCUGAUUUAAAGCCUUAUGCUGAAGCCAUUGUCAAAAGAUGUGGGGGUCUGCCACUUGCUCUCAUCACUAUAGGAAGGGCCAUGGCCAACAGGAAGACGGAGGAGGAAUGGAAGUAUGCAAUCGAAGCACUGGACAAUGCCCCAUCAGAAUUGCGAGGUAUGCAAGAUGUUUUUACCAUACUGAAAUUUAGUUAUGAAAAUUUGCAAGAUGAUACUUUGAAGAUAUGCUUUUUGUAUUGUGCUUUAUUUCCUGGGGACUAUCCACUCGAGAAAGAACAACUCAUAGAUUAUUGGAUUGGAGAAGGAUAUUUAGAUGGCUCAAAUGAAGAUAGUCUCCAUAACAAGGGGCAUGCUGUUAUUGGUUCUUUGAAGGUUGCAUGUUUGCUAGAAAGCGGUGAAGAUGACACCCAGAUAAAAAUGCAUGAAAUUGUCCGAAGCUUUGCUGUAUGGAUAGCAUCAUAUGAAGGAAAGAACAUGGAGAAGGUUGUGGUGCAAGGUUGCAGUGGACUAUCGGAAUUACCAGAUGUUAAAAAGUGGAAAGUGGCUGAGAAGAUCUCCUUGUUGGGUAAUGAGAUAACCAUGCUUACAGCAGGGCCUGUUUGCCUUAACUUAUCAUCCUUGUUGCUUCAUUGGAAUCGUAGUUUAAGCAAAAUCUCUAAUGAAUUUUUCCAUUAUAUGCCGGUCCUUAAGGUGCUGGACUUAUCAGUAACUAGUAUCAAAGAAGUUCCAGCAAGUAUUGGUCAAUUGGUUGAGUUACGUUAUCUUGAUCUGUCAAGGACUAAGAUAACUGCACUCCCAGAAGACAUAGGCCGUUUAUCAAAGUUGAGGCACUUGGAUUUGCAGCGAACUCAUUCACUAAGAAAGAUUCCGAGAAAGGCAAUUUUACAGCUCAAAAACCUGAGGGUCCUAAAUUUGUAUUACAGUUAUGGAGAAUGGGACAUGUCACAUAAUGAGGGUGAAGGGCUGAUGAAAUUUGAAGACCUGCAAUAUUUGAACCUAACUGCUCUCGGUAUUACCAUGACUGAAUUUUCUGCCUUGACGAAGCUUUCUAGUUUCUACAAUAUAUUAGACUGUAUUCAGUACCUUUUUAUUAAAGGAUGUGAGGGAUUGAUCUAUCUAAUGGUAGCAACUGUGUAUGGUGGCGGAGAGAGAUUAAGACGGCUAAACAUCUAUGGUUGUUGCACUUUAAAAGAAAUAGACUUGGGCUCGGAAGCUGGGAAAGAUUGGCUUCCAAGCCUGGAAGUUUUAUCUUUACAUGCUCUUCCCAACUUGACUACCAUAUGGAGGAACUCUGCAUCUCCAAAAUGUCACAAAAAUCUCCGCUACAUUAAUAUAUGGUACUGCCCCAAGUUGAAGAAUGUCUCCUGGAUCCUUCAACUCCCAAGGCUUGAGAAACUAUAUGUAUUCUACUGUGAAGAAAUAGAAGAAAUAAUAGGAGAAAACGACGUUACAGGAGGAUCAUUAGAGCUACCAUUCCUUAGUCUUAAGACUAUAUCUUUCCGAGGACUCCCUAAAUUGAAGAGCAUUUCCAAAGAAGCACUUUCCUUUCCUGUGCUAAACACAAUUGCUCUGAUCGAGUGUCCACAGCUUAAAAAGCUACCAUCUGCAGCAUAUAACUCGUCAGAUUUUCCGAUAGUGUACUGCAGCAGGGAAUGGUGGGAGAACUUGGAAUGGGAUAUUGCUGCUGCUAGCUCUGCCCUACAUCCUCAAUUCAUAGCAAUUUGAUUGCGCGUCAUCAGAGUUACAUCACUCUUUGUAUGCAUCAUCAACUGAUUUUUUGUAUCACAGCUAUUAAUUUUCUGCUCUGAACAUAUAUAUAGAAGUACAACUUGUCUGAGGAUGCUUGAUAUAGGCCAAUUGCCUAAUAAUUUCAGAAGGGGGAAAGCUAAGUCAGACUUUGAUUAGCUGCAUUGAAUAGCUUAUUUUUAUACUAAUCCAUAUCAGUCAGUCUGAAGAUUGCUAGCCUCUUGUUUGAGUGUAAGAGUAAACAUUGUAAUCCAAUCUACCUUCACUCCAUUUAUAUUUUCAUGCUUGGGCAUGACGUGUCA
Molecule: messenger RNA, 3140 nt
Organism: Chenopodium quinoa (quinoa)
Lineage: Eukaryota; Viridiplantae; Streptophyta; Magnoliopsida; Caryophyllales; Amaranthaceae
Product: disease resistance protein RPS2-like
Exons: 1
Coding region: 130-2817 (895 amino acids)
Molecular function (GO): protein binding; ATP hydrolysis activity; ADP binding
Source: RefSeq, a predicted model, not a curated record